Molecule: messenger RNA, 1920 nt
Organism: Trypanosoma rangeli
Lineage: Eukaryota; Euglenozoa; Kinetoplastea; Trypanosomatida; Trypanosomatidae
Product: putative folate/pteridine transporter
Exons: 1
Cellular component (GO): membrane
Source: RefSeq, a predicted model, not a curated record
AUGCAGGGCGCUGGCAGUGACGCUCCUUUCGCUCCAGACAAAGUGCGCUUUGGCGUUGAGUGGGCCUCUCCGAGCUCAGAAGAAACUCUCCUGACGCCGUACAACUUCGGCGGUCGACACAACUUGACUAGCAUCAUCGAUGGUGAGGGGGGACACGGGUUCCGCCGCUGGCCACGUGGCUGCAGGGAGUGGAUGGAGCCCGGCGUGAGUGGCCCGCGGCAACUCCGACGCGGCCCGCUACUUCCGUUCACAAUCGCAUGGCGGCAUUGGGCGCCUGGGUUGGGUGUGCUGCGGUGCGGUGCAGACGGGCGCCCUGGUGGGACCGUUCAACCUGUUGAAUCACUCUCCCUGCCGAUCCACCUCUUUUUCUCUCUUUGUUGUGUUUCCUUCGCCUUCCCUAGCCAGCACUCCGUAAUGAGAUCGCAAGAGAAAUGCAACAGUGUGGGCCCCGUGCCGGGGACAGACGGCGCUGCCCUCCCUCCCCAUCUGUCAGCGGAGGAAACGGUGGAGGAGCGCUUUGUGCACGCCGAUGCGAAGAGGCUAUUCAACGUGGUGCCGUGUCUGCGCUACCUUCCCAUUUUUGGCACCAGUGCGGAAGCCUUCGGGCCAAAGUGCGUGCUGUCAGUGGGAUUGACAGAGUUUCUCUGCAAGGGUGUUGCCGACUUCCUCGUCCGUUUUUCACUGUACCCCAUGUUCAGGGUGCGUUUCGGCGUUGACGCCAUGACGUACCAGCGCUUGCAGAACUUGUCAAUGAUGGGGUGGUCGAUGAAACCGAUUGCUGCCAUGUUCAGCGACAUCUUCAGCUUCUUCGGGUACACGAAGCGCUGGUACUUGGUCGCCUCGUGCGUGAUCGGUGCCGCCUUUGCGCUUGCCUUUGGGAUGAUGCCCGCCACGAAGUCCAGUGCGGCGCCAGCAGCGGUGUUUGUUUUCCUCACCUGCUUCACCAAGGCCAUCGUGGACAUCCUGACGCAGGGCCACUACAGCCGCCUAAUGCGCCGUACCCCCCUCGCAGCCCCGUCGCUGGUGAGCUGGGUGUGGUGGUGGGUGCUCCUGGGCACCCUUGUCGCCUCCGUCAUCGUUGGGCCACUCGCCGACGCAAAGAUUGAGUGGAUCGGUGUGAUGGUUGGCGCCGCGCUGCAGCUCCUGACGACGUUCUUCUUCGCGAUGAACUGGUACGGGGAGAAGAAGAACCGUGAAAACCGUGCGGAGGACGCCAGGCUGUUGCGCGCAGACCUGUUGGCAGAGGCGAAGGACCGCAAUGCAAAGCAGGAGGAGGAUGGCGGCGUGGUGGCUGCGGUGAGCGACGACCUCAUGCUGGGACUCUCCAACGAGGUGUGCGUGGACGAGGAGGAAGAAAAGGUGCAGCCCCUGCCCAGCUGCUGCUGUGGUGCCUUCGAGGUGAACAAGGAGGUGGCGCGACGCAACUGGAGGAUGGUUGUCUACUGCCUUCUCGUGACGGCGGGCUCAGUCAUCAUGGCCAUCGUCACCCUUUUUGGAGGCACCUGGAAAUUGCUUGGCGCCUGCGUCGCCGUUUCCGUUUUCCUUUGUGGCUUCGGCUUCUUUGCCCUUCCGCUGGUGAUCGCCAAGGUGAAUUUGUAUUGGUUCAUUUGCAUGGCAGCGUGCAUUCAGCUUCCCGGCGCGAUGGACAGCUUUUUCAUGGCGGAGCCUGAUUGUCUCCCCGACGGACCGCACUUUUCGUACGUAUUCUACAACACGAUUGGAAGCGUCGUUUCAAACAUCGGUGGCAUCGUUGGUGUGGCGCUGUUCAGGUACGUGUUUUCGAAGCGGAGCUACCGCUUCACAUUCAUCAUCACCACACUUAUGCUGAUCGCGGCCAGCGUCUUUGACCUCAUCAUUGUGAAGCGCUGGAACCGUCCGCGCAUCAGCGACAAUGUGAUGUUUCUGUUCGGUGAUCAGGUC